Salvia miltiorrhiza (redroot sage) is the source of this 2037-nucleotide messenger RNA. RefSeq names its product laccase-14-like. The transcript is spliced from 6 exons. Gene Ontology annotation, cellular component: apoplast. Gene Ontology annotation, molecular function: copper ion binding; hydroquinone:oxygen oxidoreductase activity. Gene Ontology annotation, biological process: lignin catabolic process. The record is from RefSeq and is a predicted model, not a curated record. NCBI's taxonomy places the organism in Eukaryota, Viridiplantae, Streptophyta, Magnoliopsida, Lamiales, Lamiaceae. Bases 124 to 1821 code for a protein of 565 amino acids.
GUCAAAACAUGUAAACUACAAUCUACAUUAUAAAUACUGAACAAUUCCCUUUCAUUAAUCUCAACAAACCCAAGAAAACUUUAGAUACACUACAACACGAAAACAAAAAAAGAAGAUCAGAAAAUGUUGUCGACUGCAAAGCUUUUCUUCCUCUGUUUCUUAGGUAUCAUUCUGCUCGGAGGCGUAACGCCGAGCCAUGCCGCAACUCGUCGCUAUCGGUUUGUGCUGGGGAAUUCUAAUCACUCUAGGAUGUGUACCAACAAGACAAUGCUGACGAUAAAUGGGCAGUUCCCGGGCCCAACCAUAUAUGCUAGAAGAGGAGAUCUCGUCAUAGUCGAUGUUAUCAACAGUGCAGACCAUAAUAUAACCAUCCACUGGCAUGGAGUGAAAAUGCCGCGAUAUCCAUGGGCAGACGGCCCCGAGUUCGUGACACAGUGCCCCAUCAGCCCCGGCACGAGCUUCAGGCAACGGGUCGUCCUCUCCGACGAGGAAGGCACUCUGUGGUGGCACGCUCACAGCGAGUGGUAUCGGAAUUCUGUCUACGGCGCCUUCAUUAUUCUGCCGCCCAGGACAGAGACAUAUCCUUUCGCUAAGCCUCAUGCUGAAGUUCCCAUCUUACUAGGAGACUGGUUUCAUGGCGACGUGCAGGAAAUCAUGGAGACAUUCCUCGCCACCGGCGGCGAUCCAGAAGUUUCCGAUGGUUUCCUCAUCAACGGCCAACCUGGCGACUUGUAUCCAUGCUCAAGCCAAGACACAUUCAAGCUGAGGGUGGAGCCGGGAAAAACCUAUAUGAUCAGACUAGUAAACGCGGUGAUGAACAACAUCAUGUUCUUCAGGAUCGCCAACCACAAUGUGACCGUGGUGGCCACCGACGCCGCCUACACGAAACCCCUGCGCUCCGACUACGUCGCCAUCUCCCCGGGGCAGACCAUCGACCUCCUCUUCGUGGCCAACCAGCCCCCCAGCCGCUACUACAUGGCCGCCAGAGUCUACUCCAGCGGCGGCGACUUCGACAACACCACCACCACCGGCAUCAUCGAGUACGUGGGAAACUACACCCCUCCGGCCACGCCGGCCCUCCCGUCCUUCCCGCCGUUCAACAGCACGGCCGCGUCCCACAACUUCACCUCCCAAUUAAGAAGCCUGGCCAACGCAAAAUACCCCAUCGACGUCCCCAGAAAUAUGUCGGACAUCCUGUUCUUCACCCUCUCCAUCAAUCUCCGGCCCUGCCCCAACGAUUCCUGCGCGGGGCCCUUCGCGGAGCGGCUGAUGGCGAGCAUCAACAACAUAACGCUGCAGCUGCCCAAGACCGACUUCCUUCAGGCCUACUACCGGCGACUCAGCGGCGUCUACACGACGGAUUUCCCCGAUAACCCGGGCUUCGUCUUCAACUACACCCAAACAACAAUACCCAGGGAUCUGGCAAGGCCGCAGAACGGGACGGCGGUCAACAUUCUCGACUUCAAUGCCACGGUGGAGCUCGUCUUCCAAGGGACCAACCUCGCCGGAGGGAUUGACCACCCCAUGCAUUUGCACGGCUACAGCUUCUACGUCGUCGGAUCCGGCUUCGGGAACUUCAACCGGACCCGGGACCCGCCCAAUUAUAACCUCGUCGACCCGCCGUUGAUGGAGACCAUCGCCGUGCCGGAAAAUGGAUGGACGGCGAUUAGGUUUAAGGCUAACAAUCCAGGAGUGUGGUUCAUGCACUGCCAUUUCGAGCGUCACGUGAGCUGGGGAAUGGGGAUGGUGUUUAUCGUUAGGGACGGGCCAGGCGCCAACGAGAAGAUGCUGCCGCCGCCACCGGAUAUGCCUCGCUGUUAAUUCAUUAUUUUUUACUCCUCUUAUAUUUUUGGGACGACCUGGAAACACACAGUAAACCAAAAUUAGUCGUAAAUAAUCCAGUCGAGUCAACCCUAAAAGUUGAUGUAUUGGCCUCUUGUUUUUAUGUUGUUCUUUUAUUUGUAACGCGUUUCGUGUUUUCGUUAAUACAUGUCGAUCGGGAUGAAUUUUCAUUUGUUGUAAUGAAAUAAAAGUCUU